Linum tenue is the source of this 1253-nucleotide messenger RNA. The record is from the annotation of a GenBank genome assembly. Lineage: Eukaryota; Viridiplantae; Streptophyta; Magnoliopsida; Malpighiales; Linaceae.
AAUUGUGCAAUUUGUCUUUUUCUAAUCUCCGCAUCGUCUCCGUCGUUCAUCCUAUUGAUACAUCCGAAUGUCGUUGAUCCGAUUUCUCUCUCAUAUUUUCUGCCGAUAGGCCACUCAGGUUAGGUUUCUUCAUCGAAUUGUGCAAUUUCGUCUCAGCGCCGAGAGUCCGAUGUCGUUCAUACUCUGGAUCUAUGUGAAACUCAUUGAUCGAUCUCCCUCUCUCAUAUCUAGAGUUUGUCGGUUAGAUGGCGGAACAGAAGAAGGAAGCUGGCGGCAAAGAGAAGAAGUCCUUCUCUAUGAUGAAAUUGGAAAUUAUUUCCUUGGCUCAUGGACGAAGAUGGCAGUGGAUGACACUAUGGAUUUCAACAUUGAAACAGUUCCAAAAGGGGAUAUAAAACGAAGGCAUUCAACUUUGGGAACUUGGACAUCGAUUUUAAUAUGGAUGGAGAUUUUGCCAAGUUACAAUCCUUCAAGAUGGACAUGCCAGACCUUGAUUUCUCAAGCCCCGAACAUGUUUUUAAAUCGAAGCAAAAAGUGGAUAGAGGAUCCUCUAGUGGACAGCAGAAAGGAAAAUUAGACACCUUUGACAUCUCUUUUGAUUUUGACGGAUUCAACCUCGAUGAAGACAUAAUCAAGGUAGAUGGUAACGCUCCCGCAACAAAGCACACUGAUAAAAUUGGGGCUGGCUGUGAACGUCAUGAUGGAUCUGAAAGCAGUCAGACAGAGGACUCGGCAGCAUCAGAGAAAAUUAUCAAUCAUGCGGUGAAGACUGCUGUAGCUCCUGAAGGAAUUGAAAUUCCUCGAGAUGAUAGUACAGUAGGAACUUUCGUUGAGCAUGCAGCAGAAAGCUCAUCAGAAGAAACAGUUGGUGUUAGAACUGAAGCAACAAAUCAACAGGGCUCAUCCUCAGAUGUUUAUACUCCCAUCCCAUGGAUCAAUGUAACCCAUCCCAAGAUGAAGGCAUGCCCAAUGACCAAUAUGCUAAGUAUGGUUUGCAGUCCACGGCAUCACAAUCCCUUGGUGGGAGCGAUUCUAUCCCAGUCAGAUGUACCGUCGGAGGCUGAUUACUUGGGUUCGAGAGUGACUGUAAAGUCAGAUGCAGAGCACACUCUUAAUGUUUUAAAAUCAAUCAAUGAGAACCAAAAACAACUCAGCAAAUUAACUCCUUUGAAUACUAAUGGCCAGGAGGUCAAGAAAUUAAGAUUUCAAAACAGAGAUUAUUCCCGAGAGCACUGCAGAGGGUAUUAAGAGAC